Rhizopus microsporus ATCC 52813 is the source of this 1446-nucleotide messenger RNA. RefSeq lists its product as uncharacterized. The coding region runs from base 1 to 1446 and encodes 481 amino acids. The transcript has a single exon. The record is from RefSeq and is a predicted model, not a curated record. NCBI's taxonomy places the organism in Eukaryota, Fungi, Mucoromycota, Mucoromycetes, Mucorales, Rhizopodaceae.
AUGUACAAUCAACAUCCCAAUUGGCAACAUAGAACCAUAUGCCGAGUCAAGCUUAGACCAAUGCAUGAGCUAUUUCCAUGCGAUACUGAGAAGCAAGUUGGUUUCAAAAACUUUAUUUAUCAAGCUAUAAGCAAGUACACAACGGUGAUCAUGAAGAAUAGCCUGUUUACCUUGAUACACUCUGAAACGGACAAGACUCUAUCUACUGUAACCAAUGACGGAAAGCCUCAGCAGCUGACUGUUGGCAAGAGUAGCACCGAGCCUGCCAAAUGGAGAUUAAAAGACCUAAAAGAGGAUUAUGUGUUUAGUGGAUCAGAGGUGACAAUUGCUUAUGACCAGACGUCUCUUUGUUUGUCCAUUCAAGGAAAUUGUGCACAAUUAAAGUCCGAACAGGAUGCCCAGGAUGGUUGCCGUUGGAGAGUACGUAUGCUUCAGAUAAACCUGAAUGAUGGCCCCGCCUUUUUUGAAGAUCUAAUCAAAAGUCAAUCUUGCUUGCAUCAAGGUGACUACUUUAUGCUACAAAACGGUGGUAUCAGCUUGGGUACAACGCAGCUUGCUCAGGCAAGCCAACAAGAAGAAUCAGCAUUAGAGAAGAGUGAUUGUGAAAGUUUCAAUACAGCAAGCGAACAACCUGUCUGUAUCGAGAGACCCAAGUAUAGACGCAUGAAAUGUAUAUGGCAAAUCAAGCUUGAAAACUGCAAGAAAUCUCCUAAAGAUAAGGAAAAGGAGCGAUUUGGUGCGCUCAAUCGGCUCUUGUUGAAAUGUGAACAUGAAAAGGAUGCAUGGAAAGCCCCCUUUCCUCGUAUAUCCCUGGUUUUGAAUAAGACUCAAACGAUGGAAUCAUGGAACACCUCAUCCAGUGAUGGUCAAUUUUCGUUUGAAACACCAAUUCAGUAUAGCACAGAUAUCACAGUACCAUAUGCUGGAAAGCCUCUUGAUGAUGAACACCCUUCCGAUUCACCCUCCACUCAAGACGCACCGGUUCAUCCAAUGAACACACCAGGAGGGAGUCAACCAAAGGAUAAAAAGUGGCGUAUCAGCAAGGGUAAGGGACUAGAUGUCAAUGUGCAUAGAGAGACGGACUUGAAUGAAAUGCAGCACCUCAUUGUUUGUUCUAAACCCGAUGGUACAGCGGAGGACGAUGCAGCACAAGCAAAACCCUGUUUUGAAUACGUCUCACUAGCAGAGCGCUUCAGGUGGGAUAUUGUAAAGAGUCUAUGUCGAGCAGACGAAGUCGAAAGGUGCUUGAAUGAACCCCCAAUUAAACCAUCAAAAACGAAGAAGCGAGUGCUCUUGAAGGCUGCUGGACAGCCUGUUCGCUGGAUGAAAAAAAAGCUGUCGAAAAAACAAAAGGUAGAAGAAAAACCAAAGGAUUCGACUAAAGUAUCCGUGAAAAAGCUCUUGAAGAAAUGUUGGUCUUUAAGAAAAACUAUGAGUAUCAUCUAA